UCGAAAGCUGUCGACUUUGCUGAGAGGACGAUCGAACAUCAAAGAUAACUUCAUAGUUGCGACAGUAUCCAGCCGGCCGGUAGGCAGCUCUGUCUUCAUCUGUAAGAUGACGACUGCCUCUGCGGGAACAGAAACAACGGGAAUUGGAUCGCUGACCACCACACCAAGGCCUUUGCUACACACGGAAGCUUCCGAAACGCCACCACGUCUCGAUCGUGUUGGCGGAGACGGGGUCCCGACUGCGUGCUCCGCUGCGGCGAAAACGCCCUGCGGGUUCGUGCCAGACCCGAAUUUCACGAGUCCCCGGGUCGCGAGCCAUUCUGUUUCUACGUCUAUCCUACGUAGGGCUGGUACAAAAGAUACCCUAGGCGCCACGUUCCCGGUGCCAGCACGGCACACCCCCCACCACCACGACCCUUUCGCCACUCCGAACACUGGUACUAGUACUAUCGCUGCUGCUGCCAAUGAACCAGACAAGGAAAAGGGCGAUGAUGGCAUAAUCGAUGAAUCAUCCAGAUUUGUGGUCACUGUUAGCGCUAAUCGCGACAGCUCGGACAACGACUCCACUGGUAACCGCGGAGAAACUACCAGCAAUUACAACGAGAGCAUCACCAACUACGGGACGGAGCGACAACCGCUUAUCUCUACCAACAGCACGGAAUCUCCAAUCCAAACCACAGCUAAUACACCUUUCACCAGUGCAAACUCGUCUGCAUCUACAGUUGCAGAGUUAGUUCUACCGGCAAGCACCUAUUUCAGCGCCCACGUCGCCGCCAACAUUCACAAGGAACUUCGGAGCAGUGUUGGCGUUCAACAGAGCAGUAGACACAACGGGAUCCUAUCAAUCUCUUUCGAUAGCAAGAAUCCUUCGGAAAGGGUAUCAACCACCGUAGUACCGCGUUGUACUGGACCGGGAGGCCACGAUCCUUCCAGCGUCGUAAUGUCUAUUCACAAUCAAUCAUCUCCGAACGCGUCCUCGAGAGGCAAGAAGCGGCGGCCCUGCGGAACUACCGAGGGUCAAACAUCAGGUCGCUGGACAGAUCAAGAACACCAGACCUUUUUGAUGGGUCUAGCCAAGUACGGACGGGAAUGGAAAAAGGUAGCUUCGCACAUUCCGUCCCGGUCUUCCGCGCAAGUUCGUUCGCACGCACAAAAGUAUUUUGCCAAGUUACAGCGCGAAGAAGAAGAAUUCAUGCAAGCUCAAGAACAGCAGCAGCAUCAACAACAACACGGGCAUCCGGACGAAAAUGUGCCAAACAUGCUAGACGAAACAACCGUCACCACCUCUAUCACUGGAUCUGGAUCGGAGGCCGCUUCAUUAUCUCAAGUGCUGCUCUCCGCUAACGUCCAGGCCAAUGUGGAACGAAUUCUUGCCAAGCCCGACACUGUUCAAGCCGAAGUUCAAGCUACCUUGGAACGUCUACGUCGUCGGUAUCAUGCACUUCAACGGCGUUUAGAACGAACCGAAAAUCACAAUGCCGUACUGAACAAGCACGCAGCCAUUCAAGAUUACAAUAGUACCACCGAUGACCACGAGGAUGAUGUUUCUCGCGAAAGCAGUACACUCAGCAGUUUGCAAAAUGAAGAGCUGAUUGCGGUUUCCGUUUUGCACGCGUCGUUGCCCCGCGGCGAUCCAACUUCAUCGGAACACACCUACAGCAAAUACCAUUACGAACCGCCUGGAUCGCUGUCGUCUUGCUCGGACACCUCCAAACGAGCACGGUUUGAAUAAGCGUGCAAACCAAGGCUUUUCCAUCGAGUUUAACCCCAGCGAAAGUCAUCCGUACCACGACCAGUCCAACACCAUACAACAAUUUUACCCUUUCUUGAACAAAUCUUCUCACACACAUGACGUGUAAAUAUCACAUCGCACGACGAAGACCAAUAUCCGACCGGGAUAACUCUUCUGUCAUGCUCACAGUCAAUCGUCUUUGUACUCCCACGCUGCACCAUAUUCCAAUUCCGUGUACCACUCAACUUUUCUCAUCUAGAUCAAUAACAACACUCUGUUGUCGGACAAAUUAGCCAUUAAUCAGUACCAUAUAGUAUUCCACUAAUCAUGAU
This is a messenger RNA of Phaeodactylum tricornutum CCAP 1055/1, 2064 nucleotides long. RefSeq lists its product with no specific name. Bases 107 to 1732 code for a protein of 541 amino acids. The transcript has 2 exons. The record is from RefSeq and is a predicted model, not a curated record. Gene Ontology annotation, molecular function: DNA binding. Lineage: Eukaryota; Bacillariophyta; Bacillariophyceae; Surirellales; Neidiaceae.